This is a messenger RNA of Zootoca vivipara (common lizard), 10473 nucleotides long. RefSeq lists its product as uncharacterized. Gene Ontology annotation, molecular function: DNA-binding transcription factor activity; RNA polymerase II cis-regulatory region sequence-specific DNA binding. Gene Ontology annotation, biological process: regulation of transcription by RNA polymerase II. NCBI's taxonomy places the organism in Eukaryota, Metazoa, Chordata, Lepidosauria, Squamata, Lacertidae. The record is from RefSeq and is a predicted model, not a curated record.
UGAGGGGUGCAGUCCAGGUUGGUUGGGGGAGGAUGGAGCUGGCAAUAAAUUUUCUUUUAAGAACACUUUUACAGUAUUUCAUGUUAUUAAAGUACAAGACUGCUAAUGUCACAAAACAAAACAAAAGCAUCCGUGACAGAUGGCCAUCCAACCUCUGCUUAAAAACUUCCAAGGAAGGAGAGUCCACCACCUCCAAGGGAGACAGUUACACAGUCGGACAGCUUCAAGUCAGAAGGUUUUUCUGUAUGUUGAGUCGGAAUCUCCCUUCUUGUAACUUUGAGCCUUUGGUUUGAGUCCUACCCUCCUGAGCAGGAGAAAACAAGCCUUAAUAAUAAUAAUAAAUGGAAUAAAAGUAACUUAAUUUAAACAAGUUUAAUAUAAAUGAUCAGCAUCAUCCUGCUAGAGUUACACACUUUUAAUUUUCAUUUAUUUUACCGGGUGGGUGGGUGUCUGCUAGACGAGACCACAGGCAAAUCUAGUUUAACCAAUCCCACCACCAGAUGACUCAGGGAAGCCUGCAAACAAGGGACUUGUGAAUAUUUGCAAAUUUUGUUUUUGAUCAUUUCCUUGGUGAAUUUAAUCAAAUGGCAUUUGCCGCACCCACAACCCUCUGGGUUUGUUUAUUUCAUCCCUUUCCUCCGCCUGCUUGCUUAUACUGUAUAUCUUCCUACAAUCCUCCUGAAAGACUCUGCGGGAACCUCCACGCAUUUUUACGUGGUUUUGCAUGAGAUAAUACCGGUAAGCCGCAGCUCCCAUCAGACGCAGCUCUUCAGCUUGGCUCUCUAAGGGUUAAGAAAAACGAGCUGCUGCUCCCAGAGAGGCCCAGGAAGAUGAAAGGGUAGAGCGUGUCAGUUUGAGGAAAGGGGGCGAGUUCCUUCCUGUUUGAAUUGCCUCCACCGGAGGAUGAAUGGAGGAAAGAGCGGAGCAAAGGAAAGCGGCUUGCGAUGCAGAGGGGAGGGUGAGAGAGCCCUUUCCGCUAUUCUGGAAUGUCUACGUAGCUAAACGUUAGCCAAGAAGAAGCCCUGAUUCAUCUUUGCAGCCUGCUGAAUGACACCCAUCCACCUUUACAUGGCAAACUGGAUCUAAGAACCAAGACAGAGCCAGAGGCUGAAUAUUUGUUGUAACGUUCAGCGAGGAAGCGAGAAGUUCCCUGGGAUAAAGAGGGAGACUGAACUCGGAUGAGGCCAUUCUGGGCCCGAGACAAGAUGGCCGUCAGGGAAGGGACACAGUCUGGCUUUGGCCUGCGGUUCCACGCAGAGCUUGAGCAAGGAGUCCCCCAGCAGAUCAAAAUGGAGGACGAGGAUACCUCGGAUUCCACCUCAGGGGAAGGGUUGGAAGAAGCCCCUUACAUCAUCCAGGCCGGAAGCAUCCGCGAAUUCCUGCAGAGGCCUCCCGGAGACCAGGAAACUGGCAAUGGGCUGCUUCAGUGUUGGGAAACCCAGUGGCAGGACUUUCUGAAGACCCUGGAAUACCCUCGCUUGGAAUGGGAGACACCACAGAUCCUCGAGGAACCCACCCCGUGGGACAACACCAAGUCUUUCCUGGCCUCCUUUGAGCAAGUGGCAGAAGCGUGCCGGUGGCCCCGAGAGGACUGGAUGGCCCAUCUUCUGCCAGCCCUCAGCGGGGAAGCCGAGCAGAUCUUCACCAACCUGGACACCAGAGACAGGAUUGACUAUGACAAGGUCAAGGCGGCCAUCUUGCGUGGGGAUGCCAUCAUCAGGGAGAGGCAGCGCCAGAACUUCCGCCGGUUCUGCUACCAGGAGGCCGAGGGGCCAAGAGGCGUUUACGGGCAGCUCCAGCAGCUGUGCGGUCAGUGGCUGAAGGUGGAGAGGAGCUCGAAGGAGCAGAUCCUGGAGCUGCUGAUCCUGGAGCAGUUCCUGGCCAUCCUGCCGCUGGAGAUGCAAAGCUGGGUCGGGGAACACGGGCCGGAGACCUGCUCCCAGGCGGUGGCCCUGGCUGAGGACUUCCUUCAGAGGGCUUAUGCUGGAGAGAGUUGGGAAGAGCAGGAGUUGGGACCAAUUGAGGAGGUCGCUCUGGAUUUCUCUGAGGAAGACGAGACCCCACUGAAUGGGGAGCGGAAGCGUGGUUACACAGAGGCCAAUAGGGAGGAUGAUGACAGCGAUGCCACCUCACUAGGUGAAGAUUGGGCGAGUGCCAAUGAGACGGAGACACCCCGUUCGGAAGAAUUUUAUCAAGCAUACCCAAACGGGACUCGGACGGGAAGGAGAGCAGAAAGCAAGGCUUCCUGUUUCCGUGAGCAGGAAGAGCACCACCCUGAGAGGAAAGAGGAAAAUGGCCCACCACAGAGAGCAGAAACAUGUGUGAUUUGGGAGGGUGACGAGCCCCUUGAGGGAAGCAGGGAAGCACAGGGGAUCCACAUGCCAAAGAAGAAGGGCAUGUUCAAGGUUGAUGGAUUGAGCUUCAGGCAGAGAACAGACCCUAUUAAAUGUGAGGAAUCCAACACAGUGGAGCAGCCCUACAAAUGCUCUGAUGGUGGGAAAAGCUUCAAGGUGAUCUCUCACUCCAUUUCUGGUAAAAGAAGACAUGGGGAAAGGAAGCAACACAGGUGCCCGGACUGUGGGAAAUCCUUCAUUGCCAAAGCACACCUUAUCAUUCAUCAGAGAACCCACACUGGAGAGAGGCCGUUCAAGUGCCUGGUCUGUGGGAAGACUUUUGCCCAGAGUUCCAACCUCAGUGUCCAUCAGAGAAGCCACACAGGAGUGAAGCCGUUCCAGUGCUCUGACUGUGGGAAAAACUUCUGUUCCAACACCAGCCUUACCAAACACCAGAGCACCCACGUGAAGGGGGCCCCAUAUAAAUGUUUAGUGUGUGGGAAGAGCUUCAAGGUGCACUCUCACUUUAUCACCCACAAAAGAAUCCAUGAGAGAGGGAAAUCGCACACAUGCUCAUACUGUGGGAAGAGCUUCCUUGCUGCAUCACACCUCAUAAUUCAUCAGCGAAUUCAUACUGGAGAGAGACCCUAUAAAUGUGUGGAAUGUGGGAAAUCCUUUAGUCAGAAGGCUCACCUUAAGGUCCACCAACGAACGCACAAAAGAGGAAAAUCGUUCCAGUGUUCUGAGUGUGGAGAAAGCUUCAGUUCCAGGAUCAGCCUUAUCCAACAUCAAAUAAUCCACCCUGGAGUGAGCCCCUAUAAAUGCUCUGAAUGUGGGAAAACCUUCAGGGUGAAUUCCCACCUUAUUGCUCACAAGAGGAACCAUGUAGCCAAGAAACCCCAUAAAUGUGCAUACUGUGGGAAAUCCUUCUUUACCAAAUCGUAUCUUAUCAUUCAUCAGAGAAUCCACACAGGAGAGAGACCGUUCAAAUGCUUGGCCUGCGGGAAAGGUUUUAGCCAGAGUUCGCACCUUAAUGUUCAUAAACGAACCCACAUUGGGGUGAAGACAUUCCAGUGCUCUGACUGUGGGAAAAGUUUCAGUUCGAGCACAAACCUUAUUAAGCAUCAGAGCAUCCACACAAGAGGAAACCUCUAUAUAUGCUCUGACUGUGGGAAAAGCUUCAAAGUCCAUUCCCACCUUAUUGCUCACAAGAGAAUCCACACAGCCAAGAAACCCCACAAGUGUUCGUACUGCGGGAAGUCCUUCUUUGCCAAAUCGUACCUCAUGACCCACCAGAGAAUCCACACAGGAGAGAGGCCAUACAAAUGUUUGGCCUGUGGAAAAAGCUUCACACAGAGCUCCCACCUUACCGCUCAUCAAAGGACUCACGAAGGAAAAAAGUCAUUCCGUUGCUCAGUCUGUGGGAAAAGCUUCAGGGUCAGCUCUCACCUUAUUGCACACAAGAGGAUUCAUGAGGCAAAGAAAGCCCAUAAGUGUUCCUACUGCAGCAAAUCCUUCAUUUUCAAGUCCUAUCUUAUCAUACAUGAGAGAAUGCACACGGGAGAGAGACCCUUCAAGUGUUUGGUUUGUGGUAAAAGCUUCAGUCAGAAAUCACACCUUAAUGUUCAUCAGAGAACUCAUGUGGGGAAGAAACCAUUCCAACGCUCUGAAUCCAGGAAAAGCUUUAGGGUGAGCUCUCAGCUUAUUUCCCAUAAGAGAACCCACACAACAAAGAAGCUGCACAACAACAACAACAACAACAACAACAGUAAUAGUACUAAAUGUUUGGAUUGUGGGAAAACUUUCAUAUCCAAAUCGUAUCUGAUCAUCCAUCAGAGAAUACACACAGGAGAGAGACCCUACAAGUGCACGGUCUGUGGGAAAUGUUUCAGCCAAAGCUCUCAUCUGACAGUCCACCAGAGAACCCACAAGGGAGAUAAGUUGUUCCCGUGUUCAGACUGUGAGGAAAAAUUCAGUUCCAGGAUGAAGCUUCUUAAGCAUCAGAGAAUCCACAUGAACGGGAAUCCAUUUAAAUGCUUGGACUGUGGGAAAUCUUUUGUCACCAAAUCACAGCUUGUGGUACACCAAAGAAGCCACACUGGGGAGAGGCCGUAUAAAUGUUUGGACUGUGGGAAAGGGUUCAGCCAGAGCUCAAACCUCAUUAGGCACCAGAGGAUUCAUUCGGGGGAGAACCCCUAUAAAUGCUCAGACUGUGGGAAAAGCUUCUGUUCAGGUGAGAACCUUAUUAAGCAUCAGAGAAUCCACACUUAAGGAAGCAAGAUCCUGAAUUAUGUGCUCAUACACUUCCAGAAGCCAUAAAAGUGUAUGGACUUAAACAACAGAUUGGAUUUUAUUAGUCAGUAGGUGGUGGUGAGGAAAAUAUAUCUGACAAAACACCAUGCUGCAAAAAGCUUUUUUUGAUUAUUACUCAAAAAUUUGCUGUUCACCAGUGAAGCCAUGGAGGAAUCAGCUGAGGUAAAUACAUUAGACAAAGGGAAGCAUCCCUUGUGAGCUCAGAUUUUUCUGUGCGUCGAAAAGGUGGAACUUGAGUCUGCAUCAGGUUUUGAACUCAGGGCAUACGGGAUGCUAGGGUGGUUUGACAGAUGCAUCAUCACCCUCUUCUGGCCAAAAUAGGGAAUUUCAAGGAAAACUGCUCGAACUUUUAAGAAUGAGCAACAGUGGGCCAAGUGGUGGUGUUUCUAGAGAAUUCUUAAAGCUUCCAGGUCACCAUCAGUAAGUUGCUCUCCUUGUGACAGAUUGCCUUGGCUCAUCUUUUGCACCCUCCUUCAUCAACCUAAGAGGAGCAGAGUCAGAAUCUUAGACUGGGUGGAGUGGGGUGGGGUCUCAUUGAAGCUGCCUUUCAGAUUAUUUGUCCAUCCAGCCCUUUAUUUUCUAUUCUGACUGGCUGCAGCAUUCCAAGAUCUUGAGAGGAUAAAGACUUUCCCAGCGCUUACGAAUAGAAGAGCCCAAGAAUAGUGUGCUGGAUCAAGCCAAUAGCCCAUCUAGUCCAGUAUCUUGUUCUCACAGUGGCCAACCUGUGAGAAACUGGAUAGCAAAACAUGAACGCCAUAGCAAUCUCCCCUCCCAUGGUUUCCAGCAACUCGUAUUCAGAAGCAUUGCUGCUUCCAACUGUGGAGGCAGAGCAUAUCCACCUUGACUAGUAGCCACUUGAGGCCAUUUUUUAAAAACAAAACAAAGCAAUGAAUUGGUCCUGGAGCCAUACAAAGCCAGGUUCUAUCCCUGAGCUCCAGGAAUCUUCCACAGCUACUGAAAUUUCUGCAUAUGGAACGGUGGUGCAGGAGAAAAACACUGCUUAGGUUUUAAAAUAUAUCUAUGUCAGAAAAUCCACAUGGGAGAGAAACACUCAGAUUGCCGCUGAAACUCUUGAGUAAACCUUGAGCAAACCUUGGAGUAAACCCUGGUGCUGUCAAGGAAUCUGUGCAAGACAGAAUGCUUUUUUUACGUUGUAUGAGGAACCGGACACCUUCUCUUAAAAAGGAGAGAGAGAAAUCCAGGCUGCUGACCAAUCUAGGGCUUUUAACCUUCCCCCCCCCCCCACGAUUUUUCGUUUUAUAGUAUUUUGUGGGUCUGUUGGCAGAGCGGACUUUCCGUUAUCCCAAGGAACAACCGAGUGGGCCCUCUCUGGCUGUGCAACUUGCUGCCAGGAGCAAGUCCUGAGUUACUUCCUUCCAAAUGACUGGAUUGUGGGAAUGGUGUGGGAAGACCUGUUUGUGUUAUGUGUGUGUGUGGGGGGGUGCUUGGCUCUCUGCUCCCACAGCUGAUGAUGGGAAAUCCUGUCUUUCUCAGUCUUUUGCACCAUGGCUGGCAGCCACCGUCCAAUCUCCUGCACAUACUUGCCAUAAGGCUAGCAGAGGUUACCCUGCAGAGAAAAGUGGACUAACCUGACUUGCUGUGAAUGUGUGCGUCCAGAAUUGCUCAGCUCCCAGCCUCUGUGGUGUGCACGUUCCUGCACAGGGCACAGGGCAUAGACAACAGGAUGCAUCAAAUGCCUAUACUUGAGGCGGUGGCCUAGAAUAGCGUUAGCCUCUUUUGCUGCUGCAUCACACUGUUGACUCAAGUUCAGCUUGUGGUCCACCAAGACCCCUAGAUCCUUUUCACAUGUACUGCUAGUAAGCCAGAUGUCCUCCAUCCUAUAUUUGUGCAUCUGGUUCUUCCUGCCUAAGUGCAGAACCUUACAUUUGUUCCCAUUGAAAUUCAUUUUGUUAGCCUGCGCCCGGUUCUCCAAUCUGUUGCGGUCAUUUUGAAUUCUGAUUCUGUCUUCUGCGCCAUUAGCUACCCCUUCCAGUUUGGUGCCAUCUGCAGAUUUGAUGAGCACUUGGGCUCCUUCCUCUGAGGGAUCAACAGCCGUUUGCUUCAGCUCUGCCCCCACUGCAAAUACAUGGGGCAAACCCAUCUUUGCUCUUUCUCCCCCAUAUCAUUUUUCAGAAAAGGGACAAAUUGACACAUCAGGGUGUGAGGUCAUAUCUGCACCGUCUAGUCAGGAGCUAGUAAUCACGUAUUAUGUCAGAUAAGCACUGUCCAGUCAGGAGCAAACCCACCCCCUCCUCUAUAGCAGAACAUAAUAACAGAACAGCCUUGGUUUGUUGUUGGCAUGUGCCUUUGGGGUAAAGUUCAAACCAUUGGAGAAUUACAGCACCUGCAGGAGAGACAUGUUUUAUUACACGAUGGCAGAUGAAAGUUAGGCUGAUGUAGGUGUACCAUGGCGUUUCACUGGCUACAGAAUUGCUUAUUUUCAACAACGACGUGUUUCCAGCAGUGUUUGCAGACCUCGAUGUUGCCCAGGUUGUACAUUUGGCAAAUAAUUUUUUGUGUGGAAAUACCUUUUUAUUCCUGCUGCAUUUCAAAUAAACACUUUCCUACAGGAUCAGAUUUUGCCCGGCCCAGGAAGAGGCAAAAGAGCCCAGAGCUAUUCAAUUUGACAAGCUCGUUUAUCUGAGCACCUUCACAAGCAGAGGUGGAUUUAGGGGAAUACGACUGGUUCGCCCGCACUGGGUGCUGAGCUGGGAAGGCGCUGCAUGCCCCCCCCCCAAAACAAUGACUUAGAACAUAGGGCAAGAGGCAGGGGCACCAAAUUUUGGUAUCAGUCAGGGCACUGCUCAAAUUUGAAAGCCUAAGGUCUGCCACUGACACAAGCUGGGACUGGAACACCAAGGUCAGAAAAUAAUGGGACUCGGAAGCUCAAACAUACCAGUCCAACUGCAGAACCAACAUUUUCUUACAGGUCUCUGUCCCAUCCAAGCAGACACUCUUCUGGAUUUCAGCUAAAGAAGAUGUCUUUCUGUCUCCCUCUUAAUGUGCAUUUACAGUUGACUGAUUGAUUGGAAAUGAUUCAUUUGCUAUUUGCAUUUUUGCCUAUCUGUGGAGUUGUUUUUUUUCUCUCUCUUUCCAACCUCCUCCCUGCCACAGCUGUUACCUGUUUUCCUACCACAGGAUGGGUAGUUUGAACUUGAUUUUUGAAGACGUCCACCUGUAUGGCUUACUUUAUAUUUCCAGAAGUAAAAUAAAAAAUGAGUUGGUUAUCUUCAUUUUUAAGACCACACUACAGAGUGCCGUGAUGACUACCUUUGUGGAUAUGAAUGUAUUCCCCAUUUCUGUUUGGUUUUGGUUUGGAAAAAAUACCAGUUGCCGUGGUUCCCAAACUUUCUGUGCCAUAUGGACCGCUUGAAAAUUGCUAAGAGUUGGUGGGCCACUUAAUGAUUUUGUUACCUGUUGUAGCAAUUGUAACCCACUGUGCUAGAUGCUGUGUAAUUUUAAAAGAACAUUUCCAUUGCUGCUUGGAUUUGUUAAAUUGUGCGACGGUUUGCAUCCAAUAACAUUCAAAUGGUAAUGCAAUAAAUUACAAUGCGACAAAUAAAAGCAGCAAUAGAAAUACAUUUAAAAGUCACUAUGAAAUUAACUUUGGGCAUGCCUGCCUGAAGCCUGCGGACCACAUUUUGGGAACCCCUGAUUUAUUGAAGUCCUGUGCGGAAUUGACCCACUGGACCAAAGUUAAGACAUGUUUCUUAAUUUAAGUGUCUCUACUCUGAGGUGUCAUCGAAACGAUAAAGCAGUAUCAUGCCGCUCCCCAAAUCCUGGGAGCUGUUAAGGGUGGUGAGAGUUGCUUAGGGUUGCCAUACGUCUGGAAUACCACAGCUGGACGCAGUGUCUGAGUGGAAAUCGGCUAAUAAUAAUAAUUAAUAAUAAUAAUAAUAAAUGUUGGGACGUAUGGCAACCCAUGUUGGCAGUGUUGUUGAUUAUCCUUAGAAAUGGCUCAAAAACUUCAUUUGUCAACUUUUGGUGAAUUUGCUUUAAAAAAAGGUCAACAUCCUCAACAACUUUUCUGUCCGGAUUUUCACUGUUUGAAAUAUGGCAAUCUUAGAGUUGUUUAGAGACCCUUAUUCCCCUCACGGAGCUCUAUUUUUUUAGAGUGGUCUAACAGGCAGUCUGUCUUCCUGGGGGUGGGGUGGGGGGAUAGAAAUCUGUCCUCCUGUCAGAGAAAUAUCUCCUCACUCGUCCUGCUUAAGUUAUUCCACCUUCUUUAGCAGAGUUUGUCUUUUCACCCAGUGAGGUGAAUGGCUCAACUGGAUAUAUAUGAAACAAAGCUUUCAUAGUAGAGAAAUGUAGCAUAGUAACAUGCUGACUGAGGGAAACGAAGCACUUUGAGGUAAGUGACAGUUGAACCCUUUUUUUAAACUGACAGCCUGAAGGGAGGGGCCAUUCUAGAGUACAGCAUGAAAGCCCCACCCACUAGAGGCCAGGUAUUCUGCUAAUCAAAUUAGGCUUCAGUGUUUUUCCUACAGAGAGCUCUUGUGAGGGGAAUAGGAGGCCUAACAACUCUUUAUAUAUAAUUUAUAUUUUCAGUUUUACAUCUCAAAAUAAGCAUUUUACAUGCUGUUAGAUAUCCCACGACUUCCGUCCUUCUAUUUCCUCCGUUCAUUUUAUUUAUCUUUCAUUCCUGCAUAUUUUGCUGUCGCCAUUUUAGUCUGUUAUCAACUUUUACGUCGCUCAAACAUUAAUUACACUGUUGAUUUUAUCUUAAGGCUGCCAGCGUUUUCAGCUGUGUACCGUUAUUUUCCAUAUCCUCAAUAAAUAUUUUCCAUAUAUGUUCUUCUUGCUUUCAUAUUCUAUAUGUUAAACCUGCAAGCAAUGCAUAUUCUACCAUCUUAUGUUGCUAGUCCUCUUUGCCUGGCACCUCGCUCACUUUCCAUUUUGGGGCUAACCAAACUCGGGCUGCUGUUGUUGCAUACAUAAAUAAAUUUUGUUGACACUCAGGGGCUUCAGUCUAGAUUUCCCCCAGCAAAAAGGACUCCGGUCUUUUGGGAAAAGUUAUUUUCAACAUAUUUUUUUUCAACAUAUUUCCCAAUAUUCUUUUACCUUUGUACAUGUCCACCACAUAUGAAAAAACGUUCCCUUCAUUUCUUUGCAUUUCCAACACGUAUCCAAUUCUGCUUCCUAACAGCUCUCGCCACCCUUACAAACUACAGCUCCCAGGAUUAUUCGGGGGAAGAAGCUAACGCCCACACAGAGGCCUGUAAAUAUGUAGGGUGACCCCAGCCAGCAUGGCCAAUGGUCAGGAAUGAUGGGAGAUGGAGUCCAGCAUCACAGAAUUGUAGAGAUGGAAGGGACCCUGAGGGUCAUCCAGUCUAACCCCCUGCAAUGCAGGAGUAUGCAGCUGUCUCCUACGGGGAUCGAACCUGCAACCUUGGCAUCAUCAGUACCACAUUCUAACCAAUGGAGGUAUCUGGAGGGCAUCUGGUUCCCCUCCCCUCCUGUAGAUAUGCUAACCUUGGGAAAAGUUUAUAUUUAUAUUUUAGUUCAGCGUUAUCACAGAUUGCUUUUAUUGUAAGACCUCGAUAUCUCUGAAAUGAUGGCCAGCAGAUUAGUGGCCCCAUUCUGAACAGCCUCGGCUGGUAUCUACAAAUGCCUGCCACAACUACACCUUACCUUGUGAGAGGCAGCAGGUACAAGUUACUUGUGAUUCUGUCAUGAAUUCUACUCAAUAUUGAUCCAGAGCAGAACUCGGUUGUAUAGUUAGCAGAGUAAAAACUUAAACACAUUGCAAGAUUCCCCAAAAAUAGUCCAGAGGCAAUGGUGUUUCAUUCAAGCACAGCUUUACUGCUAUGGAAGGCAAAUAAGCAUC